Molecule: messenger RNA, 1445 nt
Organism: Haliotis rufescens (red abalone)
Lineage: Eukaryota; Metazoa; Mollusca; Gastropoda; Lepetellida; Haliotidae
Product: probable methyltransferase-like protein 24
Exons: 7
Coding region: 114-848 (244 amino acids)
Source: RefSeq, a predicted model, not a curated record
UAGUGCUCGUCGUGGCCUUUGUGGUAGCAGCCGUCGUCUUCCACGGUAGCCGUUAUAGCUGGGCAACAGAUGGACUCCACCACCCAAAGUUUUCAAAAGAAGUGGGAACUAACAUGCAAAACAGUGACCCAAAUGGUGCGAAGGAUCCUUUGAAGAUAACGGAAUGGUGGCAAGCCGCCUCCCUCAUUAAGUGGGACUGGGAGAAACCGGUGGAGUACAAGUGCGGUGAGAUUGUGAAGAAGGGAAACCGAUAUGUCUGUAUGGACAGGCAGUUCGAGGUCAAGCCACCGUGCCUGGUCUAUUCUUUUGGUAUCUCGAAUGACUGGACUUUUGAUGACGCAAUGGGGAAUGUUGGCUGUGAAGUUCACUCUUUUGACCCAAGCAUUGGAAAGAAGUCCUUCGACAGGAGCAAGAACAUACACUUCCAUGAUAUCGGCCUCGGGGCGCGUGACAAUGACACGUUUGUUCCGACCAAGGACAUAUAUGUCAAGAAAGCGACCACGUGGAAGAUACGGCGCCUGAAGACAUUGAUGGAGAUGCUGGGACACACGCAUAGACACCUCGAUAUUCUGAAGAUUGACGUGGAAACAACAGAAUGGUCGGCUGUGAAGGACUUUGUGGAAUCGGGCAUUUUCCCGAAGGUCCGGCAGUUAUUUGUAGAAUGGCACUUGUUUACAACCUACCCUAGCAAAAGCAACUACGUCGAGUUUUAUACCAGUGUCAAGAGGAUGCAGGAAUUGGGAAUGCGCACAUUUCAAUCCAAGUUUCAUACCAAACACUACGACGACAAAUGGCGCCUCCAGUCAGAUGUGAGCUACGUCAAUGUAUUAUAUAAAGAUUCGGUCUAGACUAGGACUGUCACAGGGAUGUUAGGUCGACCGUCGGCCCUCCCUGGUAUCCCUCCUCCCUGGGCCAACAUUCUCAGUCAAGACCCCGGAGCCGGUCUUCAUCCUUUACAUCAAACUAAACAAGGCAUGUUAAUGUGUGAGUGAGUGAGUGAGACACUAUUUCAGUUAUAUCACUGCAUGGCAGCCUGAAGUGACGCAGGUCUCAGACGUUUACCUUACGACUGUCGUUCGGCAUACCCAGUGUUAACGUUUUCGAGGUUGCAUGAUUAGAAAAUACAUUCCGACUGUCACUUUCAUGAUCUAGUAAGCGACGCUUUGAUUGGUCGAAUGAAAGGUCGUUAUGACGUGACCCGUAAUGGGAUGUCCUCAGAUCUUUGAUUAGCGAUAGAAGAACUAAGAUCUGGUUUUAAUGAGAUUGGGAACACGUUUGUCCUUCAUUGACACUAUUUCAUUCUCAUUGUCCAUAAAUAUGUUGUGUUCGUUGUCAUCGUUUUUACUGAAUCAUUUUAUUUAUUUCGUUUCUAACAUGGGGAAUAUUUUUUAAAGAAAAUGGUUAUACUGGUUGUAUAUAGUCGCAAAUGCAUAUUGAAAUAAAGU